Molecule: messenger RNA, 2344 nt
Organism: Protopterus annectens (West African lungfish)
Lineage: Eukaryota; Metazoa; Chordata; Ceratodontiformes; Protopteridae
Gene: HAGH
Product: hydroxyacylglutathione hydrolase
Exons: 9
Coding region: 96-1028 (310 amino acids)
Biological process (GO): glutathione metabolic process
Cellular component (GO): mitochondrion
Molecular function (GO): hydroxyacylglutathione hydrolase activity
Source: RefSeq, a predicted model, not a curated record
GUGUUCUGAGAGGUAAUAAGGGAGAGUGCAGGUCAGAUCAUUCGUCAUCACUCACCAGGAUUGUUGCAAUAAUUCCUGAAGGCAUAACAAGUGGUAUGGUCUUCCGGCUCUGGAAGGUCUGUUCUCUUGCAAUUCUUGGAGCAGGAGCCACCGCUGGUUUCAGAUCUGGUCAUUCUAUAUUAAGUACAUGCUGUCUGCACACUGAAGAGUCUUUUCGAAAGACAAAAAUUGUUGCCCAGACCAACAUGAAGGUUGAACUGCUUCCAGCACUUUCUGAUAACUAUAUGUACCUUCUGAUUGAUGAAGAUACAAAAGAAGCCGCCAUUGUAGACCCAGUGCAACCGCAAAAAGUUGUGGAUGCAGUCAAAAAACACGAGGUGAACCUGACAUCCGUAUUAACUACACAUCAUCACUGGGACCAUGCUGGUGGCAAUGAGAAGCUAGUGAAGAUGGUGUCUGGACUGAAGGUCUAUGGUGGAGAUGGCAGGGUUGGAGCCCUGACCGACAAAGUGACUCAUCUCAGUACUUUUAAGGUUGGCUCUCUGAACGUGAAGUGUUUGUUUACACCAUGUCACACAUCGGGACACAUCUGUUAUUUUGUGACCAAAGCAAACAGCCCUGAGCCACCAGCUGUUUUUACAGGUGACACAUUAUUUGUUGCUGGCUGUGGAAAGUUCUUUGAAGGAACUGCUGAGGAAAUGUACAAAGCUCUGAUUGAAAUUUUGGGUCGACUUCCACCAGAAACUAAAGUGUACUGUGGGCACGAAUACACGAUCAACAACUUGAAAUUUGCACGGCAUGUAGAACCAGAAAAUGAAGAUAUCAGGAAGAAAUUAGCAUGGGCUAAGGAAAAGUAUGACGAGGGAGAACCGACUAUACCUUCAACCCUUGCAGAGGAAUUUAUGUACAACCCGUUCAUGAGAGUGAGAGAGAAGUCUGUUCAAGACCACGCCAGGAAAACAGAUGCUGUUGCUACUAUGGAAGCCAUUCGAAAGGAGAAGGAUGGCUUUAAGGUGCCAAAGGACUGAAUAAAGAAGAAGGAACACUAACCAAUGGACAUGGUCCAAAGGAUUAAAUAUCACAUGCACAUUAAACAUGGAGAAAUCUUCAACAUUAAUAUUAUAUUCACUUGAAUACUUACAAAUCUUUUUUUCUUAAUCACUACUGCAGAAGAACAAAACAUUAAGGCUGGAAUUCUAAACUUUAUUGCCUGUCGAAUGUGUACAUUCGGUGCAUUUCUUCCAUUUACUAUGCAUAUGUUGAUUCUCCGACUCUUUUUUUUGUUUUGAAUAUUUACACCAUGUUGUUGCAAGGUUUGCUUAAUGAUAAUCUGAAGGUUGUAUUGUUUGUAUGCAUCUUAAAAAGCGUAAUAUUUAAAAUGUUAUCUUGAUGACGCACUUUGAUUUCUUUAACUUGUUUGCACUGUAGAGCUCUUAAAUAGACAGUAUAGUAUAUAUGCUAGUCAGGAAUAAAGUUAGUUGUCUGUCAUCUGUAGAGACGUUCUAUUUCCUUUUUGUAUUAGAACAUGGAAACCACUAACUAAUAACACUUCCAUGCUGGUGUUCUACAGCUUUUUUUAGAACACGAAGGGGUUCAUACUGGCUUACAUUCAGAUGAAUAUGUUGUGCAGUAAAACAGUUUUGUUCAGCUAAUACUAUAGAAGAGAAAGCCUGAGUUCUGUUUAAUCAUUACAAAUGGUCAUAGAUUACAAAAGCUACUGCUACGUUUUGCACUAUCAGCUCCCAAGGUUCCAGCUUUAAAAAGAGCUGAAAAUGGAUAAGACAGGUUAAUAUUUAUUAGGUUAAAGUGAUUUUCAGACUCAAUUUGAGUAGCCAGUGUAACAGCAUAGAGAAGACAGUUCUGUGGAACAAAAAUAUUAGAAUACUUUUUAUUGAUACUUUUAUGAAUUACAUAGGCUAAUCUGGUAGCUUGCAUAUGGAAACAAAUACAAUGCCUGUGACAGCACUUGUUUGUGUUUCAAAGUGAACCAGUUUUUGUUGUGUUAAGGGGAUGUGACAUGCUGUACACUUUAUUGGACAGCUCAAGAUCUUUGGAGUGCUAUGUCUGUCUUUCUGGUACAUACUGGGGCAGAUGGUGUCCAGGGCCAAGUGUGCAUAUUAACAUAAUGCCUAUAAUGAAGGCAGUUACUGUGAUUUUUAAUUUGUGGUGGUUUGUGGUAAAUGCUGAUGCCUAGCUGACAGAGUAUACAGUUUUUUCUGAAUAAUAUGGCCAUUGUGGUUACUUAUGUGUAAGUUAAGAUUUAAGUUUUUCUGUGUUUUUGCAUUACUUCAUUACCUUUAUCCAUUACAUAGACAUCAUUAAAACACAAGAUGCUGGCUUGAAA